Molecule: messenger RNA, 681 nt
Organism: Symbiodinium sp. CCMP2456
Lineage: Eukaryota; Dinophyceae; Suessiales; Symbiodiniaceae
Source: the annotation of a GenBank genome assembly
AUGUGGCCCCUCACUGAGAAGGGCAAGAAUCGCAAAGCAUCGGCCGAUGCUAUGAAGCUCAACAAGGUGGAGAUCCCAGAGUCCCAGCUGAACCAGGAUUCGCAUGCCAUCAAGAGCUUUCUGAUCGCCCACAAGAGGCUCAUGGAGCGCAGCGAUGAGCAGCGCGAUCCCGAUGUCCAGUAUCUGAGCGAUUUGUACCGAGAACGGCUUGGGGAUGAAGGUGCUUUGGCCGUUUACCGGGGGCCUCAGCGGCCGAGGGUCCGCCAGGGCCGGGGGCGGGGCGAGGAUCAUGAAGAGGAGGCGGAAGAAGGCGGCGAGGAUGCCAUAGUGCCGGCUGAGGAAGGUGAUACGGAACCGGAAGGAGAUGCAGUUCAUGAGGGACCAGCCUUGCCGCCGUGGCUUGGUAUCGAGGCCAUAUUUGAUGAACCUCAGGAGGAUGAGGAGGACGAGGAGGAGCAAGACAGCGAAGCUGCUUUUGGCCCCGAUUUAGUGUCUGCUCCAUCUGUGCAUUCGCUGGAAGCGGAUUCGCAAGCGAGCUCAGUCCACAUCAUUGACGUGCCGAACUCGCCAGGUGAGUGUAUCAACAUAGUUGGCAUGGAGAUUGCUUUUGUUUGUUGUGAACCUAUAUCAAUAAAAAUGUGCUACCAUGACAGAUCCUCCACGAAAGACAACAUGGACUGA